Molecule: messenger RNA, 4222 nt
Organism: Haliotis rubra (blacklip abalone)
Lineage: Eukaryota; Metazoa; Mollusca; Gastropoda; Lepetellida; Haliotidae
Product: leukemia inhibitory factor receptor-like
Exons: 16
Coding region: 267-2495 (742 amino acids)
Molecular function (GO): protein binding
Source: RefSeq, a predicted model, not a curated record
GUCUGGUCACCCCGUCACGUGUUAUAUUACGGUGGAGCCCGCGAAUGACGAGUAUCACUUCUAUGCAAUACAUUUAUUUCACCUCGCUCUAGCAAACAUGACCCACUUUCGGCAAGUUCCGGGAAUCAGACCUACACCGACUUGAAGAGUCGCAGUUUGGCUGUGAGAUCGUUGUACACGUAUAGAGAACGACAGUUGGAUACGAUCGAAACAGUUUCACUGACGGCAAAAUAGAGGAGUGGUUCCCAUGACAACAUGACAACAGCAUGACAGGGGUACCAGAAAGUAGAGGUAUACUGAGUGCAGUUGUACUUGUUGUGUCCCUCAGCCACAACCUUGCAUUCCUAGAGGGACUGUCCAAUGGAAAAGUGAGUCCCAGUAAUCCAUAUGCAUUCAUUAAUGAGACCUUGACCUUGAACUGCACCGUGACCUCAGACAGUUACCCUGGCAACGUCUCAGGAUCACUGUUCUUCGUUAAAGAUUUUGAUGAUGUUGAGAAGGUGCUGCCGAUGCAGUACAUCACCCUUCUAGGUAACCGAUCCAUACAACUGGACUACCCCAUCACUUCAGGCAUCGAUCAGGGGUCGUACGUGUGUAAGCUCAACAAGACGGAUGAAAGCAGUGUCAUCAUAGAUUCCCAGUACACCUCCAUCGAAUAUCGGCCGAAGAUGGUGGAGAAAAUCGAUUGCCGUGUGUUUGACUGGAAGAACAUGAUGUGUUGGUGGGACCUGGGCGUGGACUAUAUAAAUAUGAAUCGACUUAAAGUUCAACUGCAAUGGGGAAUAUUGGGGGGUUUAUACGCCUGUCCUCACGAGACUACAACUACAUGCAGCUGGAAGGAGAAUGAUGGUGCAGAUUCUUUCAAACUUGAAACAUACGUCAUGAUAGUUAAUGUUACAAUCUAUGACAGUGACCAGUAUAAGAGUGUCAAGGAUGAAGCUGUCUCCAACUACACUAUGGUGGAUACGUUAACAAUAGUGGAACCAGCCCCUGUGCAUUCACUGACUGUGGGGAACAGGACCAGCAAGUGCUUGACUCUGCGGUGGAACCAUACACACCACACUAGGGGAAUGAUGUAUACUGUGCACGUUCAUCAGAAGCAGGGAUCUGUCUUAAAGCUCAACACCACCACAAGAGAGGAAACUGUAUGUGACCUACACCCUGCCAUGAACUACACGCUGCAAGUGUCGUGUAUCCCGUUACCAUAUGAAUCUAAUGAAACCAUGGGCUUUUACAGCGACUCGACCUCCAUAGUGGCGAAAACUCUGGAAGACGUGCCAAGUGGUGUUCCUGGAACGCAGGUCGGAAGUUUUGUGUACCGGGACUGUAAUCAGUCAUCGAUCUGUACUGUGACCAUCUACUGGAAGCCAAUACCAUUUGAAGAGUCCAAUGGGGAGAUAACUCUGUACACAAUAAAGCAAGAAGACAGAGAGCAUGGAACUAGCAAGGUGAUGAAGGUGGCGGGGUCAGCAACGUCGUAUGACCUCCAGGUCUGGGGUGACCGGGAGUAUAGCAUCACCUUGACAGGUGAAACACGAGUGGGCGUGUCAGCAGAGUCCAAGCCAAUUGUGAUUCCUGUUUUCCACAAAGUGCCUCUCCCCUCAGACAUUGUAGUAGAGGCCGACAGCUCCACCCUGUACAUUACCUGGGGGAUGCCACCAGGGUCACGUGACCCCCACCAUGGGAGAGUCACAGGCUACACCUUGUUCUACUGCAAUGGGUCCAAGAUCACCUCCAAAUGUGUGGAUGGUAUUCAUUGGCUGUCGUUUACCCCUGAGGUGCUGAGCUAUGUAUGGGAGGUUCCUGAUGGUAACCUAGACAACAAGAUGAUUGGCGUGUCUGUAGAGAAGGAGAUAGCCAAUCAGAGAGUCAGCAGCGGUAUUAAGUUGAACUCCUGCUUGUAUGUCAAGAAUCAGAUUCCUCUGCGUCCACAAAACCUCAACUUCUCCCGCCACCAGCCGGACAACGCCCUGAGUGUGGAGUGGCAGAAGUUUGGAUGUGAGGAGGAUUCAGCCUACAUCACCCACUAUGUUCUGUCGUACUGUCCCACCGACCAACACAGGGAUUGUGAAGGUCAGUCAGUGCAGGUCAAUGUGUCUAACACCGAGGGAGAGCCACGUGAUCCAGGGUCUGUCAGCUGGAGUGAAGUACAGGGUGACUCUCCGGGCGGUGUCAGGACAGGGGACGGGCCAGACAGUGACCCCAUCAUCAAACUUGUUGUAAACAGUGAUUUAACGCCAGGAGCAAUUGCGGGCAUAUCUUUCGGUGGAAUAUUCGGGUGCAUUGUCAUACUCUCUUUCAUGAUCUGCUGCAUAAAGAGAGUACGUCGGACCUAUAGAAACAUGCCUAUGGAUAUAAAACUGCUGGAACUUGUGAAGGUUGAUGAAGACACACAGGUUCAUGAUAAGGAAAACAAUAAUGUGAAGAAGGAAACACCAACAUCCAACAAGAAGAAUAAGACCGAUACCAGCAGAAACAUAGAGAUCCUAGAUUGAGAUCCCAGAUCAGACCUUAAAUCAGAGGACAUGGCUGUAAAAACAGUAAAUGACCUCAAAACAAUUCAACAGGAUCUGAAGCAUGUGGACAUCCCAUGUUCAGGUGAGUCAACUGAGUCAGAGUGUGACAAGACUGGGACAUCCCAUUCUGAUUCAACUGAUCCGUCAUCCAUCCAAGUGGACAGCUAUCUGAAACGUGAUCUGUCAGGCAACUCCAACUCCACAAACAGGAUGCUGGCAGUGAUUACGUUACGAGGGACAAACUGUCACUGCUGCUUGGAAAGUCAUCUUCUGAUGCUUCAUUUAACAAGGCGUCCCAUUCUUCAGGGCAGGACUCAGCAUCAAGCCCCCCUCCUCCAUAUGAACCACCUCAAUCUCCUGAUGACCAGAAGUUGGAGACACCACCGCCAACUUACAGCUCCUAUGUCUCAUCCCAGACAGAUUUCCCAUCAGCUCCCCAGGAGAGGCAGAUGUCUUCUUGCCCUGUGGGUGAUGUCGGCUCGUCCACCAACUCACAUCCCCUCUCGGUGCUGCUGGAGCAACAGCCACCCCCCUUCCUCUCCUUGUGGUGAUGCCUUCUACAACCAAUCUCAGUCUCAUGAAGAGUCUACAGAUCUCCAAGACCACACAACCCCCAAACCUCAAAGUCAUUCUACUGACAGUCCAUACAUUCCUUUCGACAAAAUUCAACCUCCUCAACCACCUAAACCACCUCAACCAACUCAACCACCUGAAGAGCAGAAGACAGUUUUGCCUCCUGCUGAUGGGUAUGUAUCUGUGUCAGAGGCCUCACAGAUGAUAAAAAAGGAUGGAUUAGAAAAACCAAAAGUUUUUUGUCCAACAGUAGAAUCAGGAAACUAUUGUAAAAUAGGUAUAAACGGCAGUUUGGGGCAACUCGCCAACAGUGACUAUAUUUCCAAGGCUGACCUGGUGGGUGAGACUGGUCCAUCCAGUACUUCCCGUACACUACACAACCAGGCCACCACUACCUUGUAGGUGCUGUUCACAUUAAAUCCCAUUUGUAGCAGCAGAGUGUUACCAGACAGUUAUGACCAAUAGGGCUUUAGCUAUUGACAACCUGACUUUCUAUUUGGGAAAUAUGAUUGAGCCUAUUCCACUCAAGGAUUAUGCAUGAACAUGCACAAAGCAAAUCAACAUAAUUAUUGUCAUUGCAACAGAUUAACCCUUUUAUUUUGACAGACAUCUGCAUUCAUUCAAUCAUUAUGAUAGACACCUAAAUUAAUUCAAUCACCUUGACAGACACCUGAAUUCAUUCAGUCAUCUUGACAGACACCUGAAUUAAUUCAAUCAUCUUGACAGACACCUGAAUUCAUUCAAUCACCUGGACAGACACCUGAAUUCAUUCAAUCAUUUUGAUAGACACCUGAAUUCAUUCAAUCAUCUUGACAGACACCUGAAUUCUUUCAAUCACCUGGACAGACACCUGAAUUCAUUCAAUCAUUUUGAUAGACACCUAAAUUCAUUCAAUCAUCUUGACAGACAUCUGAAUUAAUUCAGUCACCUGGACAGACACCUGAAUUAAUUCAAUCAUUUUGAUUGACACCUGCAUUCUUUCAAUCACCUGGACAGACACCUGAAUUCAUUCCAGGUCUGCUACCAGAUUAUAUGGUGCCAGUGUUAGUGUGACUUAGAAGACCUGGAGGCGUGAUGGAUAGCGUUUCCCUAAGAGAGUAAAUAUGCAACCCUCUGGAUUAAAGGGAUUUUAC